UAAUGCCUAUUCGGCUAAUUUAUUGAACUAAUGGAGGUGAUAUCUAUACUCAAGUCAAACUAGGCUCUGUUGUGUUCUAUGAUCAAUGGUCGUGUUGUUUGGUACAUCUUUGCUCAACAACAUGGCGUCGAAAGAGAGAGCAGAAGAUCAUCGAAGAAAGUGGGACCGCGAUGAAUAUGAACGUUUGGCUGCAGAAAGAAUACAGGAAGAAUUGGAAGCACAAGAAAAAGCGAAGCAAAAACAGCCACCUGUUAAACGAGACUUAUUGCGGCAACGUGACUACCGAGUUGAUUUAGAAUCAAAAUUAGGAAAGAGUGUAGUCAUAACAAAAAACACUCCGUCGUCGCAAACAGGAGGGUACUACUGUAAUGUGUGUGAUUGUGUUGUGAAAGAUUCCAUUAACUUCCUAGACCACAUAAAUGGAAAGAAACAUCAAAGAAAUUUAGGAAUGACUAUGAGAGUUGAAAGAUCUUCUUUGGAUCAGGUGAAAAAACGUUUUGAACUUAAUAAGCGAAAGCUGGAAGAGAAGAAAAAGGACUAUGAUAUUGAACAGAAAAUGAAAGAACUCCGAGAAGAGGAGGAGAAACUGAGAGAAUAUCGCAAGGAGAAACGCAAAGAAAAACGACGAAAAUUAGAUGAAGACACAGACACAACACCAAGUUCAGAAUUAGCAGCUAUAAUGGGAUUCUCAGGAUUUGGGUCUAGCAAGAAGUGAAUCUGGAAUGUAAUAAAUAUCAGCGACAAACCAAAUGGUCUUGUUAUUGAACUGUGCUCUUCAUUACUCCACACACAAUAGGAACUGUUGCCAGUAAAAUCAUGAGACUAAUUUUAUCACAAGAACUGUUAGAUAUAACUUAGUAAUUUAACAGAAUUUGCCACUGCAAACAUAAGCUAUUGGUUCUGUGGAUAAUGGGCAGUUCGUGAAUGUGUAUUCCAAUUUUUGUAAUUUUUCCCUAGUGAUCUGUGUAACUAAAAUGCAUCUUUCACUGUCACAGGACUCAUAAUAAAGCACAAUAAAAAGAAUGGAAAAAAGGCUUGUUUGCUAUGAAGUACACAGAGAAAAUAGCAUUGUAUAUUUGAAGCUGUGUAUGUAACAGAUAUCUGAAUUCCUUCUUUCAUUCUCUUUUACCCACAUUGGUAAUUUUUUCUCAUGUUUGUUAUUUUUAUCUUUUGUAACAUAAAGAAUAAUAUACAUGAACAGUAGCUGCAUUGAAAACUUCAGUGAUUUUGUUUCAUGUGCAUUAUUCAUACAGUUGUAAAUGCAGAAUGACAUUCGAAGAAAGAGGAAAGUACCUCGACAGUUUUAUUAAGUUGUGUGUGUUCCUGAAAAAAAUUCUCAUGAAUUCUGUGUUGACAAAAUUCUCCAGAAUUUGUAUUAAAAAUAUUAAUUUCCUCUUGUUAAUUGUAAACAAAUAAAUUAGUUUUCUUUUUUCAAGUU
Messenger RNA from Schistocerca cancellata (South American locust), 1438 nucleotides. Its product is annotated as zinc finger matrin-type protein 2. The coding region runs from base 86 to 715 and encodes 209 amino acids. NCBI's taxonomy places the organism in Eukaryota, Metazoa, Arthropoda, Insecta, Orthoptera, Acrididae. Gene Ontology annotation, molecular function: nucleic acid binding; zinc ion binding. The transcript is spliced from 5 exons. Gene Ontology annotation, biological process: mRNA splicing, via spliceosome. The record is from RefSeq and is a predicted model, not a curated record. Gene Ontology annotation, cellular component: U4/U6 x U5 tri-snRNP complex; spliceosomal complex.